AUGAGCGACUCGGAUGCCCAGCUCCUCUACCAGGAGCAGCUUCGCCAGGAACGACUGCGGCAGGAGCAGCUCCAGCAGGAACAACUGCGCCAAGAACAGCUCCAGCAGGAACAACUGCGCCAGGAACAGCUCCGGCAGGAACAACUGCGCCAAGAACAGCUGCAGGAACAGCGCCGGCAGGAACAACUCCAGCAGGAACAACUCCGUCAAGAACAACUCCGUCAAGAACAACUCCGCCAGCAGCAGCAGCUGCAGAAUCCUGAUCCGAUGAUCCGGAUGAUGGGGAUGUUCGAGCAGCUGGUAGCUUCGGUGCAGCAAACUGUCCAGCAGCAGCAGCAGUUCAUGGAGCGAUUUUCAAGAAGCGCAACCCAGCCACCUCUCAACCCGGAACAGAUCAUCGACUCGCUUGCUGGGAACAUCAAGGACUUCCGGUACGACGCCGACAACAGCGUAACCUUCGCGGCGUGGUACUCCCGGUACGACGAUCUGUUCGCCCAAGACGCUGCCCGUCUGCAGGAUGACGCCAAGGUCCGGCUAUUGCUGCGAAAGCUCGGCCUUCCCGAGCACGAACGAUACGUGAGUUUCAUACUCCCCGCCGUCCCCAAGGACUUCAGCUUCGCCGACACCGUUGACACGCUCAAGAGCCUCUUCGGUGCGAAGGAAUCGGUCGUGAGCAGGCGCUAUCGGUGCCUCCAAAUCUCGAAGCAGCCAACCGAGGAUCACGUCUCGUACGCCUGCAGAGUGAACAAGCUUUGCGUCGAAUUCGACUUAGGCAAACUCACCCAAGAUGAGUUCAAAUGCCUUGUUUACGUUUGCGGAUUGAAGUCGGGGAGCGACGCCGAAAUCCGUACGCGACUUCUUUCCAAGAUCGAGGAGAACACUAACGUCACACUGCAGCAGCUGUCAGACGAGUGUCAGCGUCUACUAAACCUACAACAUGACAACGCCAUGAUCGAGACGCCGUCAACCUCCGACGUAAACAAAGUCGAGCAACGAUUCGAACGCAACAAAAGCAACAGGCGCGACCGAGAUCAACAACCUUACGCUGCCGGCAAGUCCAAAAGCAAGCCGCCGCGUCCGUGCUGGUUUUGUGGAGCGGAACACUACGUCCGCGACUGCACCUUCCGGAACCACAAGUGCGCCGAUUGCGGAGUCACCGGACAUCGCGAGGGCUAUUGCAGUUCUGCCAAGCCGCUGAAACCCUUCAAACGAGGAGGCCCGAGGGACUCGGUCAGCAGUAACGUGGUGGUUAUCAACGAGUGCACGGUGCAGAAGCGACGGAGAUUCGUUUCGGUUGAUUUCGGCGGGACACUGAUCCGGCUUCAACUGGACACAGCAUCCGACAUCACCGUGAUCAGCAAGGAACUGUGGAGCGAAGUUGGCUGCCCAAGGUUAUCGCCGCCCUCCGUUCGCGCUAAAACAGCUUCUGGGACGGAAUUGUCGCUGAACGGCGAGUUCCGCUGCGACAUCACCAUCGCCGGAAGCACCCGCAACGAGCUGAUCCGCGUAACCGAGAAACCACUCCAGCUGCUUGGCUCGGAUCUUGUGGACAGCUUUGGGCUAGCAUCCAUCCCGAUGGACAGCUACUGCUGCAACGUGUUCAGCAAAAACCUCGGAUUGUGCACCAAAACAAAGGUGAAGUUGGAGCUGAAAGAAAACUGCCGACCAGUUUUCUGUCCCAAACGUCCGGUGGCCUACGCGAUGGUUGAGGCCGUCGACCGCGAACUGGACAGGUUGCAGCAGCUCAACAUCAUCACUCCGAUCGACUACUCGGAGUGGGCCGCCCCGAUUGUCGUGGUGCGGAAGGCCAACGGCUCCAUCCGGAUUUGCGGAGACUACUCCACCGGCCUCAACGCUGUCCUUCAGCCACACCAGUACCCGCUGCCGCUUCCAGAGGACAUCUUCGCCAAGCUGGCCAACUGCAAGGUAUUUAGCCAGAUCGACCUCUCUGAUGCUUUCUUGCAGGUUGAGGUAGACGAACAGGACCGCCACUUGCUCACGAUCAACACCCAUCGUGGCCUCUACCUCUACAACCGCCUUGCGCCCGGCGUCAAGAAUGCCCCCGGCGCAUUCCAGCAGAUCACGUCCACCAUGCUGGCCGGAAUCCCAGCAGCGUCCUGCUAUCUCGAUGACGUCAUCGUCGGCGGCGCAACCCAAGAAGAGCACGAUCGCAACCUCAAAGCCGUUCUGCAACGUAUUCAAGACUACGGCUUCACAAUUCGUCUCGAGAAGUGCUCGUUUGGGAAGACUGAGAUCCGCUACUUGGGGCACAUCAUCGACAGCCGCGGGCUGCGACCAGACUCUGCGAAGAUCGAGGCCAUUGUCAACAUGCCGCCUCCUACUGAUGUGUCUGGUGUUCGAUCCUUCCUGGGCGCAAUAAAUUACUACGGGAAGUUCGUGCCUAACAUGCGGAUGCUGCGCUACCCAAUCGACAAGCUGCUGAAGGAGGAUGCGAAGUUUGUGUGGGACUCGGAGUGCCAAAAAGCUUUUGAGAAGUUCAAGCAAAUCCUCACCUCCGGUCUGCUUCUUACACAUUACGACCCAAGGCAGGAGAUUAUUGUCUCUGCUGACGCCUCAUCCGUUGGACUCGGGGCGACGAUCUCGCACAAGUUCCCCGAUGGUUCUGUGAAGGUGGUCCAACACGCAUCGCGAGCGCUCACGAAGGCGGAGCAGAACUACAGUCAGCCGGAUCGCGAGGGUUUGGCCAUCGUGUUUGCGGUUACAAAGUUCCACAAAAUGAUUUUUGGUCGGAGAUUUUUGCUACAGACCGACCACGCGCCGCUACUUCGCAUAUUCGGGUCAAAAAAGGGGAUUCCGGUCUACACAGCAAACCGGUUGCAACGCUUCGCACUGAACCUGCUCCUCUACGAUUUCUCCAUCCAGUACGUCUCCACCGACAAGUUUGGCGACGCCGACGUGCUAUCUCGUCUGAUCAAUCAGCACGUACGACCAGAGGAGGACUACGUUAUCGCCAGCGUCCGCCUAGAGGAGGACAUCAGGUCAGUAGCCACGGAGUCGAUUAAUGCGUUGCCUCUCAGUUUUAGAGCCGUUGCCAAAAGCACCCAGUCCGAUCCACAACUCCGCAAGAUCUAUCGGUACGUUCUUGAGGGUUGGCCAAGAGUGAAAGUCGCCGAUCCGGAGAUCCGGCGCUACCAAACCCGUGCCGACUCGCUCACCGUUGUGGACGGGUGCAUCAUGUUCGCCGAACGACUAGUCAUCCCUGCUCAGCAUCGCAAGCGGUGUCUGGAGCAGCUGCACCGAGGCCAUCCUGGGAUGGUGCGCAUGAAGCAGAUUGCCAGGAGCUACGUGUACUGGCCCAGCCUGGAUGACGAAAUCGUGGGCUACGUGAAAGCAUGCCAGCCAUGCGCCUCGGUAGCACGGUCCCCGCCGCACUCUGCUCCUGUGCCAUGGCCGAAAGCAGCUGGCCCGUGGCAACGGAUCCAUAUAGAUUUUGCGGGACCGAUCAACGGCGACUAUUUCCUGAUAGCAGUGGACUCCUUUCGAAGUGGCCUGAAGUAG
Molecule: messenger RNA, 3519 nt
Organism: Culex quinquefasciatus (southern house mosquito)
Lineage: Eukaryota; Metazoa; Arthropoda; Insecta; Diptera; Culicidae
Exons: 2
Coding region: 1-3519 (1172 amino acids)
Source: RefSeq, a predicted model, not a curated record